AUGCUUCGGCUAUUGAACGCUUUGGCCUUGGUUGGCGUUGCUUCGGCAUUGCCUUCUGACUCAAAACCCACCUUCAAACCCAGCAAGGCCACAGCAAAUCUCCCAUACCGAAACUCCUCACUAUGCGUCGAAUCCCGUGUCGACGACCUUCUCUCCCGCAUGACGGUAGAAGAAAAGGCCGGUCAAAUGUUCCAAACGCUCUUAUUCUCCGGCCCCAACGGAACUCUUGAGCAAGCCAACCCAGAGAUGAACAGCUCGGAAUUCAUGAUCGGAACACAGCUCAUGACCCAUUUUAAUCUGGCUAUUCAGAUUGAAGACGUCAAGGAAGCUGCCAAGUUCACGAACAGAGUUCAGCAACGGGCUUUGGAGACAAGACUUGGUAUUCCUGUAACUAUCUCGACUGAUCCGCGCCAUGCUUUCACGGAUGAUAUUCGUACGGGAUUCCAAGCUGGUGGUUUUUCGCAGUGGCCUGAGACUGUAGGACUUGCAGCUCUACGCUCAGCUGAGACUGUGCAGCGCUUUGCGGAGAUUGCACGAGAGGAAUAUCUCGCCGUCGGUAUUCGCGCUGCUCUUCAUCCUCAAGUGGAUCUUGCUACUGAACCCCGCUGGCCUCGCAACCGCAACGGUUUCGGUGAAGAUGCCAACCUGACUGCUACACUACUGAGCUCUUACAUCAAGGGUUUCCAGGGUGAAGUCUUUGGUCGUCGUUCCGUUUCUACAGUGACGAAGCACUUCCCAGGUGCAGGUUCGGCUGCGCAUGGUCACGAUGCGCAUAAUGCAUUCGGCAUGAACUCUACUUAUCCCGGCGACAAUUUUGACUACCAUCUCAUUCCCUUCAAGGCAGCUAUCGAGGUCGGUGCCAGACAGAUGAUGCCUUACUACAGCCGUCCUGUCGGAACGGAAUAUGAGGCUGUUGGCUUCUCUUUCAACAAGGCCAUCGUUACUGGUCUUCUCAAGGAGACUCUCGGGUUUGAAGGCAUCGUGUUGACUGAUUGGGGUCUUGUUACGGAUACCACCGUUCAGGGCAAGAAGUGGGAGGCCAAGGCUUGGGGUGUUGAGAGUCUUACUGAACUCCAGAGGGUUGAGAGGGUUAUUGACUCUGGCUGUGAUCAAUUCGGUGGUGAGACUCGACCUGAGCUUGUGGUUGAGCUUGUCAAGAAGGGUGUCAUAUCUGAAGAUCGCAUCGAUACCUCCGUCCGCAAACUUCUGCGCGAGAAAUUCCUUCUUGGUCUUUUCGACAAUCCCUUCGUGGAUCCCGAAGAAGCCACAGCCGUCGUGGGCAACCCAUACUUCCGCCGCAUGGGCAUGGAAGUUCAACGAAAGUCUUACACUCUUCUCACUAACAAAAACAAUAUCCUUCCCCUACGCGACCUCUCCAAGAAGACCAAGAUCUACGUCGAAGGAUUCAACAGCACAUUCAUCAAAGACCGUGGCUUCCAAGUAGUAACCAACUACAAAAAGGCAGACUACGCCAUCCUGCGUCUCAAAGCCCCAAGUGCACCCGCCGACCCCAUCGAAAAAGGCACCGAUCUCGAAUCCGGAAGUUUAGAAUACAACAAGAAAGAAAAAGCCCGUCAAGCCAAAAUCUUCAAGGCUGUCCCUACCAUCGUCGACAUCAACUUUAACCGUCCAGCCGCUGUACCUGAAGUAGCAGAGUACGCUGCUGCUUUGUUUGCUAGUUAUGGAAGUAGCACAGAGGCAUUUUUGGAUGUGGUGUUUAAUGUGGAUGGGGCUCAGCCAGAGGGGAAGUUGCCUUUUGAUUUGCCGAGGAGUGAUGAGGCUGUUGAGAAGAAUUUCGAAGAUGUGCCUUUUGAUACGGAGGAUCCUGUUUUUAAGUUUGGACAUGGACUUAGAUACGAGUCUGUUUGUGCUUAG
This is a messenger RNA of Fusarium coffeatum, 1875 nucleotides long. RefSeq lists its product as uncharacterized. Gene Ontology annotation, molecular function: beta-glucosidase activity. Gene Ontology annotation, biological process: glucan catabolic process. The transcript has a single exon. The coding region runs from base 1 to 1875 and encodes 624 amino acids. NCBI's taxonomy places the organism in Eukaryota, Fungi, Ascomycota, Sordariomycetes, Hypocreales, Nectriaceae. The record is from RefSeq and is a predicted model, not a curated record.